AUGAGAAUAGGUUUAGAGAACGUGUCUGAUGAGAGCAGGGCUUUUAGCUUAUAUAUGGCUAGGUCAAGUCGUCUCUACUCAUCACCGAGUGCCGACUUGACUUAUCUUUCAAGCCCACUUAAUCGGCCUCAAGAACUUGCUGGUUGGAAAAGCCAUGGUGUGCCAUGGCUCAUGAUGUCUGGCAAAGAUAGAGAGAUUAGCUUGUUGAAUCCAUUCUCUAGGAACAAAACUGAUCUUCCCAAAACAUGGAACUUUUAUCAUAAGAUUGUUCUCUCGGGGCUUCCCAUCCUUGAAAACUAUGUUUGCAUGCUUGUUCAUAGUGAAUGUCGGGAGCUUUCUCUUUUACUAAAUUUAGGAGCUGAAUCAUGGCUUAAACAUAAACUGGAUGGUGAGCCAUUUGAGGAUGCUGUCUUCUGUGAUGGAAGUUUCUAUCUUAUAAGCAAUGAUUAUAACAUUUGGCAGAUUUAUGCUGCUAAUGUCUUCGCUAGCAUUAGAACAUAUAAUGCUUAUGAGGUAAAAAUAGAUUGUCAUGAAGUAAUAAUGUCAGAGGAGCAGGAAAAUAGUGGUGUGUUGAAGUAUCUUGUGGAAUCUUGUGGGGAGCUUCUUCUUGUUUGUAGGCUUUAUAACACCAAAGCAGAGGCUAUUCUUGAAACACAUGAUUUCAAAGUAUAUUCAUUGGAUUUUAGCCUGAUGUCCUGGAAGAGGGUACAUGAUUUGGGGGAUAAAAUCUUAUUUAUAGGCAAAUGUUGUUUGCGAUCUGUUUCUUCGAUGGAACUUGGUGUUGCGAUGAGGAAUCGUAUCUAUUUCUCUAAUGAUCAUGCUGCUCCAUGGUGGAACGAAUGGGAUUCCAACCAUCUUUAUGGAAUUUCAGCUAGGCUUAAUCUGAACAAUGCUGGAAGAAAGGAUUGGGGCGUGUUCAGCCUUGGGAAUGGAACUCAUGAGGCUUUUUGCUUUCGUGGCAAUCGAGACAGAUGGGGACCGAUUUGGUUAACUUGCCCCCAAUGGUGGUGCUGUAGGAAAUUGGCUGUUAAUGGAUAUAGCUAG
This is a messenger RNA of Prunus armeniaca (apricot), 1044 nucleotides long. Lineage: Eukaryota; Viridiplantae; Streptophyta; Magnoliopsida; Rosales; Rosaceae. The record is from the annotation of a GenBank genome assembly.